UUAAAUCUUAAUUAGUAGUACUACGUAGGUAGUAUAAGAAUGUGGGCCUAAGUUUGAGGUGGGAGUGUGGGAGUAGGACUGGGGCAGAGCACAAAAUAACAUAAAACCAAAGAAGUUCGGAUCUAUGGGCACGUUGGCUGUAGAAGUGUAGAUCGAAUCAGAUCAAUAAUUGGACGGUCAAGCUUUCAAUCGGUCCUUUAUGUCUCCUUUCUUCUUCUACUGAUUGCUUCCGUGUAUAUUCAAUGCUCAAAUCUCGGAACUUUUACAAUUUAAUUUAUUUUUUCUCCCCAUCAUCUGCUCUGUAGUCUUCUACUCCAGCCAUAUCGAUCUGUCCCCUUAGAUUAUGAGCAAUUUUUCACUUUAAUCGUCUUCGUAUGCUGCAAUCUAGUGUAUAUGCCCUGGGAACCUUUUUCUGCAAAGAGUUUCCUUUUGCCCUUAUGAAGUGGUCAGGUUUUGUUGAACUCUUGGAUCUCUCCUCUUUCGGUGGGAAACUGAUAUAGGACUCAUUGCUGUGCAGUUCAGACUUGUCAGGAUUCUGUCAGAAUAGUUGAAAAUAAAAAUGAACGGGGCUGUACUAGUGGCGAUUGCAGCCACAAUUGGGAACUUUUUGCAAGGUUGGGAUAAUGCCACAAUUGCAGGAGCUGUUGUAUACUUAAAGAAGGAACUUGCUUUGGAGACAUAUAUGGAAGGACUUGUUGUAGCCAUGUCUCUGAUUGGAGCGACACUUAUCACAACCUGUUCUGGAUCCGUAGCAGACAGGCUUGGUCGACGGCCAAUGCUUAUUCUCUCAUCAAUCUUGUAUUUCCUAAGUGGUUUGAUAAUGUUGUGGUCACCUAAUGUUUAUGUAUUACUAUUAGCGAGGCUAUUGGAUGGUUUUGGAAUUGGAUUGGCAGUUACCCUAGUGCCACUCUACAUAUCUGAGACAGCUCCAUCAGAAAUAAGAGGAUUACUGAAUACUCUUCCCCAGUUCACUGGUUCGGGUGGAAUGUUUUUGUCAUAUUGUAUGAUUUUUGGAAUGUCAUUGAUGACAGCACCAAGCUGGAGAUUGAUGCUUGGGGUUCUUUCAAUCCCAUCACUUGCUUAUUUUGCGCUAGCAGUGUUUUAUUUGCCUGAGUCUCCUCGCUGGCUUGUAAGCAAAGGAAGGAUGGUGGAAGCAAAACAAGUCCUGCAGCAAUUGCGUGGCAGAGAAGAUGUCUCAGGAGAGAUGGCCUUGCUUGUUGAAGGUCUUGCUGUUGGUGGCGAGACAUCUAUAGAGGAAUAUAUCAUUGGUCCAGCUGAUGAGCUGGGAGAAGAUCAGGACCUAGCAGCUGACAAGGAUCAUAUCAAGCUGUACGGACCUGAGGCUGGUCUGUCAUGGAUUGCCAAACCAGUUACUGGACAGAGCAGUAUCGGGCUUGUAUCCAGGCAAGGAAGCAUGGCAAACCCAAGUGGUGUCCCUCUUAUGGAUCCCCUUGUGACUCUCUUUGGCAGUGUUCAUGAGAAGUUCCCGGAAACAGGAAGCAUGCGUAGUAUGCUGUUCCCUAAUUUUGGCAGCAUGAUAAGCACAGCAGAGCAUGGGAAAAAUGAACAGUGGGAUGAAGAAAGUCUACAAAGGGAAGGCGAGGAGGAUUACACAUCAGAUGCUGCUGUGGAUGCAGCAGACUCAGAUGACAACUUGCAUAGUCCAUUAAUCUCACGGCAAGCGACAACUACAGAGAAGGAUAUUGUCCCUCCCACAUCUCAUGGAAGCAGUCUGAGUAUGAGACGCCAUAGCACCCUUGUACAAGGAGAAGCAGGUGGCGGCAUGGGCAUUGGUGGUGGCUGGCAGCUUGCAUGGAAGUGGUCUGAAAGAGACGGGGAGGAUGGGAAGAAAGAAGGAGGUUACAAAAGGAUUUAUUUACACCAGGAAGGCGGCGUCCCUGGUUCUUCUCAGCGUGGCUCCCUUCUUUCACUUCCCGGAGGUGGUGAUGCUCCUACCGAAGGUUGCGAGUACAUACAUGCUGCUGCUUUAGUGAGUCAGAGUGUUCUUUAUUCGAACGAAGUCAUGGAUCAGCAGCAUCCAGAUGGACCUGCAAUGGUUCUUCCCUCAGAGAUUGCUCCAAAGGAGGGGCCUGGAUGGGCUGCUCUUCUUGAACCAGGAGUCAAGCGUGCACUAAUAGUUGGCAUUGGGCUUCAAAUUCUGCAGCAGUUUUCUGGUAUCAAUGGGGUGAUGUAUUAUACCCCUCAAAUUCUUGAGCAGGCUGGUGUUUCUGUUAUCCUUUCUAACCUAGGCCUAGGAUCAGAUUCCGCAUCAUUCCUUAUCAGUGGUUUUACGAACCUUCUAAUGCUUCCUUCUAUAGCUGUUGCUAUGCGGUUCAUGGACGUUUCGGGUAGAAGGACGCUGCUGCUUUCUACAAUCCCCGUUUUGGUAAUUUCUCUCAUCGUACUUGUUAUCGGUAAUGUUGUUGACCUUGGCACCAUGGCUCAUGCCAUCCUCUCCACCAUCUGUGUAAUUCUCUACUUCUGCUGCUUUGUGAUGGGCUAUGGACCAAUCCCAAAUAUCAUGUGUGCGGAAAUCUUCCCUACAAGGGUCCGUGGCCUUUGCAUUGCGAUUUGCGCUCUAGCUUUUUGGAUAUGUGACGUCAUUGUUACCUAUACAUUGCCAGUGAUGCUCAGUUCAAUAGGGUUAGCCGGGGUAUUUGGUAUUUAUGCUGUAGUAUGUGUUAUUUCCUGGUUUUUCGUCUUCCUGAGGGUUCCAGAAACCAAAGGCAUGCCCCUUGAGGUCAUUACAGAAUUUUUUGCUGUUGGUGCAAAACAAGCAGAAAUGACCAAAGAUUGAAUUGUGAGUCCUCUCUCAAUGCAAACAAUUAGAAUUCCAUUCAUGGAGUUUCUGUAUUGUUGUACUUUAGUGUUAUUUAUAUUUGUUAUUAAUAAAGUUGCAGUGUUUGUGUAAAUCUUUAAGUAGUUACCCAUCCAUUUAUUGAUUAUAUUGCCUUUUUGGAUUGUAUCAUUUUUAAUGUUCUUUAGAAAUUGAUGCUAUAGCUAUGUUUUGCUAGCUAACUAACAAAAGAAUGUCCACCAUCUGUGUAAAAAACCCA
This is a messenger RNA of Cuscuta europaea, 3056 nucleotides long. NCBI's taxonomy places the organism in Eukaryota, Viridiplantae, Streptophyta, Magnoliopsida, Solanales, Convolvulaceae. The record is from the annotation of a GenBank genome assembly.